This is a messenger RNA of Asterias rubens (European starfish), 7484 nucleotides long. Its product is annotated as laminin subunit alpha-3-like. The transcript has 26 exons. Bases 277 to 6261 code for a protein of 1994 amino acids. The record is from RefSeq and is a predicted model, not a curated record. NCBI's taxonomy places the organism in Eukaryota, Metazoa, Echinodermata, Asteroidea, Forcipulatida, Asteriidae.
UACUGAAUUGUAUGCAGUCAUAUUACUCACAAAACCUCAAAAACCGAGCUUCCAGACCCCGAAAGUUGCAGUUUUUUCGACAACACAGCAGAGAUAUUGGUCUUCAUUGGAUGCAGAAAUACUACAUAAUAUCGAGAAAAGAGAAAGUGGUUUACUAUUAUGGACUACGCAAUAUGACAGUUCCAUUUUAGAAUAUUUUGUUUGUUAAAAGCAAUGUAAGUGCGCUGGCGCACUCCUAAAUUUUUCCCCGUAAAAACUUGCCACCUUUGAAAAAAAAUGAAAUUUACAAACUCAAUGAGCCCAGCAGUUUUGCUCUGGACGAUGUGCCAUGCACUCCUUCUGCGCAUCUCUGUUGGACAGAUCGCCACCCAGCAAGAAUGUGAGACGACAAACAGUACCGGUUUUACGGAGUACCGGGCAUGUCUGGCCAAUACUGAAUCGUUAAACAAUCUCAUGAUUUCCGCAAGGGUUGAACCGGAAGACUACACUUGUGGCUACGGUCAAACACAAGAAGAAAAUUUUUACUGCACUCUGGAUGUGUCAUUUCAGUGUAACUUAUGUAACGCCACCGACCCCAGCCUAGCCCACCCACCGAGUUACAUCUACGACCAGCAAGAUCCAACUCAACCAACAUGGUGGCAGUCAAUAACCUGGUACAUGUACAGUGUUCCACUGGAGGUGGAUGUAACACUGUCUCUCAACCACUCCUACACCAUCAACAGCAAAAUCGAAAUCAUCUUCCAGUCCAGCCUCCCGCAACGCAUGAUCCUGGAGAAGUCCUCAGAUUACGGGUCGACAUGGCAACCGUAUCAAUACUACGCGUACGAUUGCGGAUAUUUUCAGAUGGCCGCGACGGAUGAGCUGAGCCUCACAAGUCCAACGCAGGUCAUCUGCUCAGAGGACUACUCCAGUGGGGUGCGGACAGUGUUUUACCCAGGCGGCUCAGUCAUCUUCAACGUUGAGAACCGCCUGGCGCUGUUGACUAACUCCACCCUACCUGAAGAAUUCCAGAAGGCUUAUGAGAGCAACUUGGAACUGCAAGCGUUUCUUGAGAUCACAAACCUGAGACUGAAGCUCUUGUACCCGGCGACUGACGGACUUGAGUGGACAGGGCAAUAUUACUCACUGAUCCGAUAUUACUACGCUAUAUCCAACAUUGAUACGUUCCUCAUAUGCAACUGCAAUUUGCAUGGCAAGUUCUGUUACCAAGACAGCAACUCCCUGGAGACAAUCUGUCAGUGUUUCCAUAACACAAUGGGUAAGAGCUGCGAGCAAUGCCUCCCUCUGUAUAACAAUCGGCCAUGGAUGGCUGGGUCUGCUCUUCCUUUCCCAGAGGGGACUGCAAAUGAAUGCGAGAAAUGUAACUGCAACAACCAUAGUGUUAGCUGUACAUACAGCCAAGAAGUUGGGCAAGGAGUAUGCAACGAUUGUCAAGACAACACGGCUGGCAUUUCUUGUGAAAUCUGCAUCAGUGGACUCUACAGAAAUUCCUCUGUUCCAGCAAGCAGCCCCAAUUCUUGUAUCGAAUGCAACUGUGAACCUCUUGGCACAAUGGAGAAUGAAACAACCUGCUCACAGUAUGCAGCGAACAACAAGCCCAUUGGUCAGUGUAGUUGCCAAGAGAAUGUGGAAGGGCGAGCAUGUGACGUGUGUAUCGACCAAUACUAUGGCCUGCUGCUCAAUGAAACUGAGGGUACUUGUAAAGAUUGCAGUUGCAAUCGAUUUGGAACCGUCAACGCAAGUAAUAUCUGUGAGAAGGAAGCCGGGCAGUGCCCCUGCAAACCAAAUGCGGACACCCGUACAUGUGGACAGUGUAAAGAUAGUUUUUAUGGCUAUCCUAUCAGUGAAAAUGAGGACUGCUUGGCCUGUGAUUGCAACCCAGGUGGUUCGAUUUCUCCUGCAUGCAACAAAGUCUCAGGCCGGUGUACAUGCCGUAGUAACGUAACAAGCAGACAAUGCUCAAUGACAGUGCAGGGAUUCUACUUCAACUAUUUGGACAGCAAUAGUUACGACGCUUGGGGGGCGGACUCUGAUUGCAUAAGGACCUCGUCCGUGCCCUUUGACCUCUUCACUGGGCGUGGCUACCAGAAAUGUUACCAAGGCAACCAGGUGACGUUCCGGGGAGUGACGGCUGUAACCAGUCUAGCAGACAACGCCCUUUUCUACCGACCUGUCAUCCGCUAUACCUAUGUUUCUUCAUCGCCAUGGCUUCAAGCCAACUUGAACAUUGUCUCCGCCCAGAGCGACGCUGGUACCUCGCUCUGCCCGGUUGCUGUCGGCACUACUAUCUCCACCGUAGCCUUCAGCCUUCCACCAGGCGAGUCAACGGGAUGGUACGCCUCGUCCGGCCAAUCAGUGAUGCUCGACCGACGCUGCAAUUAUGACGUCACCUUGAGGUUGACCAAUGACGGGUCAGGGAGCGAGGAGAUUGAGAUCGACAGUCUGGUGCUUUUACCAACUGGAGAUUCUUUCCCGAUUUACACACAAGGAGAUGCAGCUCAAAGAUCAUUUUAUGAUGAAUGUCUGAGGAAUAUUUCUGUGAUUGGAAAGCGACAAUCGGCCAUUGAUCUUUGCCGAGAUUUUAUGUUUGUUGUUUCAACGGAGAGUAAUGACGGGGCAGUGGCGUGUGACUGUGAUCCAACAGGCAGUAUUGGGAGUUCAUGCAACUCAUAUGGUGGUGAAUGUGUAUGUCAAGUUAGGGUCGGAGGUCAACGUUGUGAUCGCUGUCUACCUGGGUUCUUCGGCUUCACAGAAAACGGCUGCACAGCCUGUGACUGUGACUCUACGGGCUCUCUCAGCCUAGCCUGUGACUUCAACACCGGCCAGUGCCCCUGCAAGGACGGUGUCGCCCUCCGAGGUCAACGCAACAGCAAUGAUGCUGUCAGUGACCGACGAUGCCAAAGCUGUCUUGCUAACUACUACGAUUUCAACAGCGGUGGCGGGUGCAUGGCGUGCCUGUGUUCCGCCGAGGGAUCCGUGAACCCACAGUGUUCAGACACCGGUGUGUGUGAAUGCAAAGAGACGAUUACUGGGAACAAGUGUAGCAUAUGCGUCCAGGGAUAUUUCUCAUUUUCAGCGGCAGGAUGCAUUGCAUGUGGGUGUAACCUCGAUGGGUCCACCGACGGCACCUGCCACCCAGAUCUAGGUACCUGCACCUGUAAGGCUAACGUUCAGGGUGACAAGUGUGACCAGUGCCUCCUUGGCCACUUCAAUCUUCAACCCAGUAACCCAAACGGGUGCCAGCCGUGUUUCUGCUUCGGCCAUGGAACCCAGUGUAAUGCAGCGCCCAGUUACAUUGCGUCAGCGAUCACCAGUGACUUUACUCAAGGAAGUGACUUUACUCCAACAAGUGUCCCACCAACUCCACAACCAGCAACCACAUCUCUUCCUCCAACCUCUUCUACCCCUAUCACCAACUCUACCCCCGUCACUAACUGUACCCCAACUCCAAACUGUGCACCCCCUCCUGUACUCCCAACAAUGCCAAGCUUUUGUGCCUCUCCACUAUCCUGCUCAACAAUCACCCAAUCAUCUACCCUUUCUUCAUUUCCCAUCGGAAGCACAACAGGUUGGACGGCAACGGACCCGAGUUCUCUGAUGGCCAACCCAACCAGCGUCCGCGUCCUCCAUCCAGCCUCUCUGCCAUUAGGGUCGUAUGUCUACCUUCGGGCUCCAAGGAAAUUCCUUGGCGAGCACCUGGAUUUAUACGGCCAGCAAUUGAGCUACACUAUGAAGCUGGAUACUGGAGGGGCUAACACAACAUCAGCUAGGUACCUGACUAUUACUGGUGGUCGGAGUGAUAUGGGUGUUUAUUACAACCAAGAAGCCUUCACUCCAGAGCUGACAAGGAGGACAUUUGUGGCAACGUUUUAUGAGACGUACUGGAGAGUUGUUGGUGAGGAGAGAGCACCAAAUGUGGCAGAGUUUCAAGAAAUCUUGAGUGAUAUCAAGGCCUUGGUGAUUCAGGCUUCCUUUGGUCCCGGUACAGCGAGUACCUUCUACAAUGUCCGCAUGGACUCAGCCCAGUCUGUCUCUAAUCCAGCGGAUUACUCCAGCUUUGUUACGGUGGUGGAGCAAUGUACAUGCGACUCGUCAUCGAACACAAUGGGACUCUCUUGUGAGCAAUGCCAAGCAAGUACCUACAGACAGAACAACGUUGACGAACCCUUUGACACCUGUCGCCCGUGUGACUGUAACGGGCGUAGCACGACAUGUGACUCAGUGACAGGGGUGUGUCAGGACUGCCAGCUGGGUACCAUCGGGGACCAGUGUGCGAGCUGUGCCGACAACGUGCAGGAACCAUUGUGUGAUAGAUGCAUGCCGAAUCACUAUGGAUUCGGAACAGACUUGUUUGAUGGAGCGUGCGCUGCUUGUAACUGUAACAUAACUGGUACCGGUGGAGCAACGCAGUGUGAUAUUUCGACUGGUCAAUGCCCAUGCACUGGGAACUACGGUGGCAUGUUUUGUGACUCCUGCCAGUUCAACUACUUUGAUUAUGCCAACGGAUGCUCACGCUGUGACGUCUGUUAUGACAGUAUCUCUACUGAGCAUACAGACCUCCUACUCCAAGCAGCUAAUCUGACGAGCUUUGUUGAGACGUUGUGGGCAGCAGACACAUCUGCGACAUUGGGUCCAUUCAUUGAACGACUGAUGGCAACCUACAAUCAGAUGUUAUAUCUUGUUCUGAGGACCGAUGAAGUGAUACGAGAAGGUAACAACCUGACCAUGACCGUGGCGACCCUGAACACCACAAUGAUGCAGCUAUUAGCAAGCUUGGACGGAACCAUCAAGACAAGCAUCCAGACAUCCCAAGAGAACCAAGCGUCAAUAGAGGGCCUCCUUGAUCAGGCCAGAGUGGCCAUGGUCAGCAUAGAACUGGCACUUAUCAACUCGUACAAUGGACUGUCAAGUGGUGACAUCCAGUCGUAUCAGCUGACCCUUGGGCAGCUCGUUACUGAACUAGCUGGGAUCCAGACUCAACUCACCACUUUAUCUUCCUCGGUGACUAUUCGUGAGUUACUUCUCACUCAGCAGGUCACUGACCUCUCACUUGCUGCUGGCACAGCGGUACAGACUGCAGAGGAGGCUCUGAUGACGGUCCAACAAGCUCAAUCAGUUCAUGACAAUACAACCAGCCACACUGCAGCCCUGGUCACCAAAGCCAACGAGGUCACGACCUUAGGUCAACAGACCCAGCAAGCUGUGUCAGAGGUCAUGGAGAGGGCACAGAUGGCCCAGAGUGCAGGGGAGGGCGGGGCUGAAGGUACGAUGUCAGCAAGCAUUGAGGAGCUCCGACAGGAGUCCGAUGAUGUCAUACAAGAAGCAAUGUCAAAGAUCUUGCAGGCGGCUGGCAUCGAAGCUCAGGUUACAGCCAAACAGGAAGCAGCAGCCAGUGUAAUCAGUGAUGUUGAAGCCACUGGAACACUAACAGAGAGUCUAGUCAUCACCGCCAAUUCGACACUCGAAGAAGUCAACGCGCGUUACAAUCGUGCGUUGGCAGCCAACCAAUCAGCUACUGAGGCUGUCGCGUCCUCAACUGCGACAUUCACCGCCGCCGAGGAAAUGCUGGCGAUCGUUACAAACUUCGAAAGCCAGUCUUCAGCGGCCCAAACUGCUGCUGAUGAAGCUCUCUUGAAGCAGACGUCAAUCCAGACUCUAAGUAGUGAGACUACUACAAUAGCAACAGAUCUAAAGGCUCAGUUGACUCCAAUCAAUAUCACGGCUCAGGAGGGACUCACUAAGGCUAACCAAGCACUCCAGAGUGUGGAAGUUGAGGCACAGAACAUCCGACCAGUGAGCCAGAAGGCUCAGCAACUAGCAACUGAAUCCGCAACUAAACUUCAGGACACCAGUGAAAUAACAAACUCCAUUCGCACAAUCAACGCCACGCAGUACCAGCCGGCUAAAGCGCAGUGCGAUCUUUACACACCAGACCUGGUAACCUUAGAGGGAUUAGUUCUCCAAGCAAACACAGAAGCGCAGACGGCAACGGACGAGGCCCUUGCGACCGAAGCAGCGACCAGUAAACUCUUAGUUGAUGUCCGGAAUAUCCAGCAGGUGGACCUGGCAGAGUUGCCCGCAUUGAUGGUUAGAAUUGAGCAAGCGAGGGCGACGUUCACACAAGGGGACUUUGCGCAGUUGGUGACAUUGUUGAGUCAGGCUGUCGCAGAGCAGCAAGUGUGGUUGGACAAUACACAGAUACAGGUGACUGAGAUGCAGGAACAGAUUGAUGCUUUAGAGAGCUUCAAAGUUUCACAGUAAUGAAUAUUCAUACCGUUUGAACAUUUGAAUAUUCAUCACUAUGAUGAAGAGCGCUUCAAAGUUUCACAGAAAUGAUUAUUCACAACAUAACAUAAUUUGAAUAUUCAAUUUUUAGCUUUAGAGAGCUUCAAAGUUUCACAGUAAUAAAUAUUAUACAUUUGAGUAUUCAUCACUAUGCUUUAGAGGGCUUCAAAGUUGCAAAGUAAUGAAUAUUCAUACCAUUUACCGAUUUGAAUAUUCAUCUUUAUGCUUUAGAGAGCUUCAAAGUUUCACAGUAAUAAAUAUUAUACAUUUGAGUAUUCAUCUCUAUGCUUUAGAGGGCUUCAAAGUUGCAUAGUAAUGAAUAUUCAUACCAUUUACCGAUUUGAAUAUUCAUCUUUAUGCUUUAGAGAGCUUCAAAGUUUCACAGUAAUAAAUAUUAUACAUUUGAGUAUUCAUCUCUAUGCUUUAGAGGGCUUCAAAGUUGCAUAGUAAUGAAUAUUCAUACCAUUUACCGAUUUGAAUAUUCAUCUUUAUGCUUGAGAGAGCUUCAAAGUUUCACAGUAAUAAAUAUUAUACAUUUGAGUAUUCAUCUCUAUGCUUUAGAGGGCUUCAAAGUUGCAUAGUAAUGAAUAUUCAUACCAUUUACUGAUUUGAAUACUCAUCUUUAUGCUUUAGAGAGCUUCAAAGUUUCACAUUAAUAAACUUUUUUGUAAAUAUUGCUCAAUAAAUUUCCUUUAAAGCACGAUUUAGCAGGAAAUCAGUCACAAGUUUUACUUGUGAAAUUGUGUAUUUACAGGAAAUCUAUUUCUGCUAAUCAAACAUUGAUUUAUGCCUAGGCAGCUCUCUGGUCAUUGUGCAAAUCUGUCAAUUACAACUUUAAACAAAAAUGAAGUGGAAGAAAGCAACACCAUCUAAAUGCAUGUUAUUAUAUUACUGGUGCUGAAUUUUGUUUUUGAGUAGAAAGUGAAUUUAGAAAUUUCAAAUUUCUUGCCAUGCUCAUUUUCAGUACAUUUUUGGCAUUUUAAAUAAACGUUUGGAAUUUAGUGGUGCCCUUUUUAUAUAAUGUUACCACUGAGCAGCUUUUUGUAAUUCUUUUCCAAUGUGAAAUAAUCAUGCUUGUGAAAUCUCCACUCUAAAAGCGGAUAUUCUCUUUUUUAUUGAUUAGACUAAUUCUUCUUUUUGUUUGGCCCGUUUUUGAGAUAUUUAAAAAAAUCUUGAGCAUAAUAGAUGUUAAAUUUGCA